CCUGAUCCUGGGGUUGCGACUUCAAACUCUAGUUUUCUGUCAAGCCCUUCAGCAAACACAAUACCUGCACACUUGCAUUCUCUUCGCAUUUGUUGUUUUUGUCUACGAAGAAAAUCAAAGACUCCAAUUCUGAUCUGAUCUGCGGCACAGGAGAAAGUGAUGGGGUACGUUCUGAGAGUUAGGUUGGCAUCUUUCUUUGCAGGUGCUGCAACAGCGUCAGCUGUUGGUCUAUAUGUCCUUCAAAAAGAUUACAAGGUCGCUCACGAAUCCCUCUCUCGGCAGAUGAAAGGCCUCUAUGAGUCUUUGGAUGGACGUAUCUCAACUCUGGAGAAGUUGAAAGAAGCUGAGGCUCCUCAGCCUGUGGAAGCUGCCGAGUAAAUGUCACGGAGGGCAUAUGCAAUGUACAAAUAUGAGAUAAAAACCCUGGAAAGUUAAGUCCUGCUAUUGUGAGCACGGUGGUUGAAUAUGUAUGUUCCAUUUGUAGGUGGGUCAUUGGUAAUCCCAUGUUUCUGAGGCUCGAUUAGCACAGAUCAAGGUGUUGGCUGCCAGUGGAACAAUUUGGCAUUGGAGUCAAAAUCAUUUUAGACCUCAUAUGCUUGUAGUGAGCUGGUUAAGGCGUUUCAGUUUGUUUGGGGAAAAUUUUGAUACAUAAUUGUAGAAUUGUUAAUUAACUCCAACAUUGGGAAGGAAGACUUGGUACAAAAAUGCUUAAUGAGUAAAGGCCUAAUUGUUGGUUA
Molecule: messenger RNA, 737 nt
Organism: Macadamia integrifolia
Lineage: Eukaryota; Viridiplantae; Streptophyta; Magnoliopsida; Proteales; Proteaceae
Exons: 3
Coding region: 160-378 (72 amino acids)
Source: RefSeq, a predicted model, not a curated record